Histoplasma capsulatum G186AR is the source of this 867-nucleotide messenger RNA. RefSeq lists its product as uncharacterized. NCBI's taxonomy places the organism in Eukaryota, Fungi, Ascomycota, Eurotiomycetes, Onygenales, Ajellomycetaceae. The transcript has a single exon. The record is from RefSeq and is a predicted model, not a curated record. Bases 1 to 867 code for a protein of 288 amino acids.
AUGGCUUCGAACACAACGUCCGGCUCAUCGCCAGAGCGCUUCGACGAAAUAUUUUCUUCAUUUACAAAACUGUCACCCACUAUAUAUAUACGUGACAAACCGACAUCAGCGUCCCCAUCCCCUGAAUCGCCAAGGGAGACAAUAUGUCUCCUAUUCUGGAUGGACGCAGCACCCCGCCACACUGCGAAAUAUAUCAACGAAUACAUUAAAGUCCUCCCGAAUGCGCGCAUCAUUUGCAUGAGAACUCUCUCCACCGAUUUGAUGUUCAGAGGCUCGAAAAAAUCUCACCGUCUGCGUGUCGUCCCGUUGGUAAGCGCGUUGUGUGCCUCAGAUGGCCCAAUGCACUUCCACGUCUUCUCCAAUGGCGGGGUUUUUUCAUUACAUCACGUUGCCGCCGAGUAUCGCACGUCCACGGGCAAGCCUCUCCCUACCAAAUCGCUAAUUUUCGAUAGCGCUCCUGGCCGACACGCCCUCCUUGCCACCGCCAGGGCGUUUUCAUACGGGCUCCCUCAGUUUUUCCUCUUUCGGAUGGUGGGGCUCUGUGUUAUUUGGGCUGUAUUAAUAUCUCAUUGGCUGGCUUGUAAGCUUAGGAGAGAAACAAAUGCGAUUGAUCUUGCGGGGGAUGAGAUAAAUGACCCUACCCUCAUUGAUUUGGGAGCGAAGAGAUGCUAUAUAUACUCGAAAACUGAUGAACUGGUUGACUGGAAGCAUGUGGAAGAGAAUGUGGCUCAGGCAAAGUCGAGGGGCUGGGAGGUGUCGGCUGAAUUAUUUAAUGGUCCGCAUGUCGGACACAUGAGGUCUGAGCCUGAACGAUACUGGAAACUGGUUUGGGGGCUUGUAUUGCGAAAUGUUACACCCAAUGAAUAG